AUGAUUCCAGCUCAACAUAUUGACGUUCGUUCACUAAAUGGAGGUUGCAUCACUCCUGAAGGUAUUAGCUCAGAUUUCUCAUACGCUCUUCAUAAUGUUACAGAUGUUGUGUUAACAUUUCCGAAGAAUGCAAUGCAAAGAACGGUUUUAGAAAAUCCAAUGCUUCGAGGUCUUCAGGUCACUAUAGAUUCCAGAAACUUCCCCGAUCAAGCGAUGACCACAGUGGGCGACAUAUUCUUUACACGUAUGCUUCAAGCUUCUGAUUUAGAUGGAGUGAAUGAAUGCACAGAAGAAUACGAGGACUCAUUAACUAGACCACUGAAUGCAGAUGAUGGCACGCCAUUAGCUAGAACAUGGAAAGACCAAACUUCAUUCUUAUGCACUAUUCCAGUUCAACGUGAUGGAGCGGGUAUAUUCUUUGAUGGAUUAGAAACUUUCAACUCACAAGUUACAGUACAAGUGAAAGCUUAUCCAAUCAUUCAGGGUGAAAAUGACACUUACUGUUCAAAGGUGACAAAUCCUCCUCAGGUUUGGUUUACUAGGACUACAUAUUGGACAUGGACACCGGAUGAAGGUUUGAAAUAUCAUCCAACAGGUACACCACCACAGUAUAGAAGUUCAUAUGAUGAAAUAUUGAUGAAUAGAAAUGUUUAA
Messenger RNA from Trichomonas vaginalis G3, 654 nucleotides. RefSeq lists its product as uncharacterized. Lineage: Eukaryota; Parabasalia; Trichomonadida; Trichomonadidae. The transcript has a single exon. The record is from RefSeq and is a predicted model, not a curated record. The coding region runs from base 1 to 654 and encodes 217 amino acids.